Molecule: messenger RNA, 1201 nt
Organism: Salvia hispanica
Lineage: Eukaryota; Viridiplantae; Streptophyta; Magnoliopsida; Lamiales; Lamiaceae
Source: RefSeq, a predicted model, not a curated record
UCUUGCAAAAAUUGGCUGCGUACAAAGAUAUGGCAAUAGCGAAAUCGGAUGGCUAGAAGAGUUGCUUCAGAGUUGUUUGUAAGCAGGUUGUCGUUUUACAUUACAACUGGGGAAUUGGAGAGGUUAUUCUCGCCCUUUGGCUUGAUUGAGCAAGAUAGUGAAUAGCAGGUUGAUUUUUGUGGAAUUAGCAGAAACUACAAAUCCCGGGGAGUCGUCUUCCUGAAUAUCUUGACAUAGAUACCUGAAUCAACAUGGGAGAACUCUUGGCAUUUUCUCAGUCGGCUCUGCUGUUAUUACCCACAUCUCCACUCCGCUCUUCAAGGAAACAUCCUCUUCUCACCAGUUGCAGCCGAUCAUCACUAUCAGUAACUACACCCGUUGCUCACCUGUCAAAAAAGCAUAGUGUCUUUCCCACUUCUCGUUGUGGGCAAAACCAAUGUUCUUGGAGGACUGUAGCUGGACUCGUCUCGGACUCCAAGGUGCCUACUACCUUUACUGUUGAUUCUGCUGGGGAAGGCAUUGAUAUUCUACCGGACUCUGGGGGUUCUGACGACAGCAUUGGUGGAGCUGGUGGCAACGGUGGUGGUGGAGGUGGAAAUGAUGGUAAUAACGGAGGCGGGGGGAAUGAAGAUGAGAGCCAUGAGAAAAGGAGAGGCAUGUCGAUGUCCCAGAAACUUACACUAGGCUACGCUGCAUUGGUUGGAAUCGGUGGAGCAAUGGGAUAUCUCAAGGGUGGAAGCCAGAAGUCUCUAAUCGCGGGUGGAGUGUCAGCAUCAGUACUGUUAUUCGUCUACACCAUGCUUCCGUCAAACCCUUUUCUGGCAUCUUCAGUCGGUCUUCUUCUCUCCGCAUCUCUUCUUGGAGUGAUGGGAUUGCGUUUCAAGAAGUCGGGCAAGAUCUUUCCAACUGGUGUCGUCACCUUUGUUUCCCUAGUCAUGACCGGGGGCUAUAUGCAUGGAAUUCUUCGCGGUCUACACUGAUCCAACGAGGCUGUGCGCCUUUUUCUUCGGCCUUUCGACCCAAAAUGCAGCAGCUAGGAUUCUGUAUUGCUGGAUGGAACUCUGCCCUUUUUGUUUUGUAAAACUCAGUGUUGCUUAAUAGGAGUAAGAGUUGAGCUGUAUUUACUGAAUCAUUUCUCCUUUUCAAUUUAAAUAAUAUGAGAAAUCCAUUUGAUUGAAAAAGUUUGAGAUAUUCCUAUAUA